This is a messenger RNA of Chironomus riparius, 779 nucleotides long. The record is from the annotation of a GenBank genome assembly. NCBI's taxonomy places the organism in Eukaryota, Metazoa, Arthropoda, Insecta, Diptera, Chironomidae.
AAAAGAAAUGCUUCGGGUGCUUUUCAUAUGCUUUAUAGCAUGUUUGAAUUUUCUCACGAUCAAUUCGGAUCCACUUGAGGACAUAUUUGCAAACUGUCGGAUAAGCAAACCAGAUUUUGAUGAAUGCUUGAAGUAUGCGCUCAAUCAGCUAAAUCCAUUAUUUAAAUACGGCUUACCUGAGUACGGCGUUGCACCAUUUGAUCCACAUCGACAGUCUUAUGUUGAGCAAUUUAGAGGAAAUGAUAGAGCAAUUGGAGGAUAUAAGCUUUUGCUCAAGGAUGUCUCUGAAUAUGGAUGGACGCAGUCAACAAUCACUAUAUUAAGGACGGACUGGAAGAACAAUGCACUGAUCUAUACACAGCAAUUUCCAGAAAAGAGCCUUGAUGGAAAGUAUGAAUUAGAAUCCAAAGUUCUUGGUCUACCAGUCACAAAUUCAGGAAAUUGGAGUUUAGUGCUGUAUGAUUAUAGUCAGACUACAACAGUGACUAGAUUGGGUCCAAAAGGUAGUCGCCUUAAAGUACGAGUUGUCAUUGACAAAAUUGGUGGAAUGAGUCUUCAUAUAUCAGACCUGUUAAGAGGAAGAAUGGUGCUUGAGUCGAUAGCAGAUUUCCUUAUAAAUGCAACUUGGCAACCAUUUUUACCAUUCAUAAAGCCACUGAUUGAGGAUCUAGUCUCAUCUGCCUUUACAGACAUCUUUAAUGACUCAUUUAGACAUUUUCCUAUAGAAAAAUUCAUUAAAUAUUGAAGUAGUAGUGAUAAAAAUUUAAGUUUCAGUUUAA